UUCAGAAUUCUAACCCUACUUUUUUUGAUAAUUUUCAUAACUUUUUAACACGAAAAAAAGCCGGAAAAUGACUGAACCAGUAAGUAAAGACGCCCUUCAAGUUCUUAACAUGGAAUUACCAUCGUACGUGCCCGUGUCAACGUUCACGGCUGCUCGUAUAAAAGAGAUUCAGACCAUGCGAAAGGCCAUAAAGGAGACUACGGGAGUGAAAAUGGCAUUCCAAAAGCUGCCCCAGCAUAUGAGAAGACGUGCCAUGGCUCACGACGUGAAGAGAUUGCCAAGGAGGCUCAGAGAAAUCCACUCAAAUCAAAUGAAAAAGUCCGGUUUACCACCAAAGUCUAAACGACCAUCUAGGAAGUAUCGAAGGAGACCGUAUAACUUGUUGAGUGACUAUGCUCGGAGAAGGAUGAGAGUUAAGUGGUUAAACACGCAUAUUUGGCACGCAAAGCGAUUUAAAAUGAUCGAGAAAUGGGGUUACAAACUACCUUACAGGCCGUGUGACAAGGCUUUCAGAGCUUGUUACAGAGCAACGAAGCAACACUGUUUGUUACAAGACAUUUCCUAUAAUAGAGUUGUUGAAAUAAAUGGAAAAUAUGAAUAUUUGUCUGAAAAAUUAACAAAAUUAAAUGAUACUACUAUGGGACUUAGCUUUAGGGCAAAAUGUUUUUCUGAAGGUAAAAAAUAUGGGACAGUGUUGGUAUUUCAGCCAGAAAAUGAUAAAGAAACUUAUAGAAAACCAGUGGGACAAAUACAAUUUCUUUGGAGAAGUUUUUGUGAUAAUAAUUCUAGUUGUUUAUGGAUUUUCAUCCAUCCAGCAUUUUAUAGUGAACUUUUAAAUAUUUUAAUAAGUUUAUUUGAACUAAAACUAACAAACAUGGACAUAGACAGUCAAUUAAACAAUAUUCCUCUCUAUGAAGGACCAGAGAAUGUUACACUGAAAGAACUUGAAUUUGAACUAAGUAAAAUUAGACUUACAGGCCCUCUUUCAACAGCUGUUUUAAAAAAAACUUUAAAAACUGUAAGUUUUGAUGAAUUAACUGAUAAACCAAUCUGGUUCAAGGACUCUAACAUUGAAAGUCUAAAAGAACAAAAUAAACUGUUUGAAAACCUUUCAAAUAUAAAUGUCUUGCCUCCUAAUUUAGUAUUUUCAACCAUUGUGCAUGAUCCAAGGUUUAAUUUCCCAAAAAAACGCACCAAAGCUGAACUAGAAUACUCACAAAUGGGCGAUAUAGAACCAUAUCAAAAAAAUAUCUCUUUAAGCCCUCUAUGGAACCAAGAAGUUAGAGCUCUUCUGAAGGAGAAUAAAACUUCUAAUGCUAAAAUAAAUGAGAUAAGAAGUGAACUUUUGGUGCCAGGUUCAGAUUUACCAUCUAAAGGUGAAAUGGUACCGGUUAUACUGUUAUGGAGGCAUGGCACUAGAUCAGGGAGGCAAUCAGGUUGGGAUAUUAUACUGCCAUCUUGUUGGGCACAGAUAUUUUUCAUAGGCUUUAAUAUGUGGGGUGGUAGGGCUGGAGGACUUAGAGAAACAGAGUCAAUAGCUUUUGAGGAGUCUCAGGUUGAUAUUUUGCCUCCUGAUUCACUGGCAGGUCAAUUAGAAGAAGCACUGCAAGAAGAAGAAUGCAAGGAUACGUAUUUUAGGUUACCCCCAAAUAAAAGAACAAGUUAUGCAAGAUUUAGUAUAGUAUCUCCUUUUAAAUGUCAGUGGAGCUUGUUAGUAAAAGAUUGGAGUAACAAAGACGAUUUUUUUGUACUGAGAGACAGGAUUUUACUGAAAAAUAUUAAGGAGUAUUUUAUCAACAAGUCAAAGAGACUGUCCAGACCAAUUGUACCCGAAAAUUGUUUGGUUCCUGUUGAAAUUUUGCCUGUAAAAAAAGGCAAAUGUAAGGAUUUUGCUGUGAUUUGUCUGCCAAAGAGCGAAGAUUACAAAGUGGACCCUGUGGAACCCAAAUGUAAAGAUCCUAAUUUGAAAAAAAGAAAUUUAAUGAGGAAAACACAUAAAUUAAUGCUUAAAAGAAUGAUAAAACGAAGAAAACGAGCAAGAAAAGCAGGAAAGCCUAUUAUAAAAACAGAUACAGCCUUAUUAGAGACAUACAAGUCUGAAAUGAGGAAGCUAUGGUUACCUGAGGCACAGAGCGUUAAAAAUUCUUGUUCAAGAAAUAUCCUAGGCUUUGUUAAAAAAGGUGGUUAUUGUUAUAGUUCAGGCCAAUCAAAAGGCUUGGGAUAUGUCAUAGGAGCAGCAUUAAAUACUUUAGGAAGACGGAUUUUCCGAAAUAAAGUAUUAGUUAGGAAUAAUAACUCAAGACAGUAUAGAUUGGCAGUUCUAAAUGUUAUAGUUGAAUAAAAUAAGAGUGUUAAAAUUAUUGUACAUUUUUAUGAUUAAGGAGAAUUUGUUAUAUUUGGUUUAAAUAUAUGUUUAAUAAAAAAAAACAUAUUUUUUAUUA
Molecule: messenger RNA, 2441 nt
Organism: Sitophilus oryzae (rice weevil)
Lineage: Eukaryota; Metazoa; Arthropoda; Insecta; Coleoptera; Curculionidae
Gene: Pop1
Product: ribonucleases P/MRP protein subunit POP1
Exons: 6
Coding region: 68-2341 (757 amino acids)
Biological process (GO): tRNA 5'-leader removal
Cellular component (GO): nucleolar ribonuclease P complex; ribonuclease MRP complex
Source: RefSeq, a predicted model, not a curated record